UAUCAUGGCUAUAUUUAGAGUUUAGCCAUGGUUAAUGUUAUCCUAAUCAAUAUCACUGUGGCGAUACGGCCUACCUCGUCCGUUAUUCCCACAUCACUUAUUAUUAAAUCGAUAUUAUUACGUUCUGACUACACUCCGACUUCAAAAUAAAUUAUUUAUAUUUUGUAAUUGUACAUGUUAAUCAUUUUUAUUUUAUAUGAUUUAUGCGUGUUGCUUUACACAACACGAAUUAAUUUAUAAUGGCCAAAGUGUUAGACAUUUUUAAUAUCAAAAAACAGAAAUUAAUUGUUACUAAUUUCUCAUCAACGACAACACAAGAAUCUCAAAAUGAACAAUUAGAUAUUGGUAUAGAAAUUGAUAUAACUGCACAAAAAAGUAUUGAAAAUAUUGUGAUUUCUGACUUAGGAACUUUAAUAACAGGCCCUGUGCGACCAAUUUUAACAGAAACGAGGAAUAUGUUCAACACUUUAGAAUCCCUAUACAUACAUUUUUCACAUCCGUCAAAAAAUCAAAAUUUAAUUGAGAUUCAAACCAAUCUAGGGAUAAAAAAUAGUUCAAUGAUUAGACUCAGUGAUACUAGAUGGAACUGCCGCUAUCGUAAUAUAGAGUAUGUUAAAGCAAGUUAUAAAGCAAUUAUUCAAGCUUUAGAAGAAGAAAUUGAAAAUGAAGAUGAUAGAAGAGUAAAUGAAGCAAUUGGAAUAUUAACAAAUUUAAAAAGUGGACGAUUUAUAGUUUAUUUAUUUAUCUUACAUAAAGUAUUAAUUAAUAUUAAUAUUGUUGCCAACAAAUUUCAAGAAAAAACUGCAACCUUAGGGCAAUCUAAAAAUAUUAUUCAAGGUGUGAUGAUGACUUUUAAAAAUUUAAGAACAACAGAAUAUUUUUCUCAACUUUGGUGUGAAAUAGAAACCUUUGCUAAAGACAAUGACAUAUCAAUACAAACACCGUCUAAAGGAUGUAAAAGAAAAAGACAAGAGCCGACAAUUUUUAAACAUUUUUAUGUCACUGCAACCACAAGUGCUGAACAUAGUAUCGACAAAACUAAUGAAACUGUUGAAAGUUAUUUUAAAAAAAAUGCGUUCUUUCCUGUAUUUGAUGCUAUCUUGAUAAAUCUAGAAAAAAGGUAUCUAUCAUUAUAAAGAUUUGAUGUGUGUAUCUAAAGAUGUAUUGAAGUCAGAAAUGGCAGUGGUAAAGAAUUGUAUUAUGCAAUUUAC
This is a messenger RNA of Rhopalosiphum padi (bird cherry-oat aphid), 1211 nucleotides long. RefSeq lists its product as uncharacterized. Lineage: Eukaryota; Metazoa; Arthropoda; Insecta; Hemiptera; Aphididae. The record is from RefSeq and is a predicted model, not a curated record. The transcript has 5 exons. Bases 240 to 1136 code for a protein of 298 amino acids.